Molecule: messenger RNA, 1971 nt
Organism: Aureobasidium pullulans EXF-150
Lineage: Eukaryota; Fungi; Ascomycota; Dothideomycetes; Dothideales; Saccotheciaceae
Product: glutaminyl-tRNA synthetase
Exons: 2
Coding region: 1-1971 (656 amino acids)
Biological process (GO): translation; glutaminyl-tRNA aminoacylation
Cellular component (GO): cytosol; cytoplasm
Molecular function (GO): ATP binding; glutamine-tRNA ligase activity
Source: RefSeq, a predicted model, not a curated record
AUGGCCGACGCAGCACCCGAAGAACCGAAGAUCUCCAAGCGCGCCGCCGAAAAGGCAGCCAAGAAGGCAGCUGCAAAGGCGGCAAAGGAGAAGCACAAGGAAGCAGCUCCUGCCAAACAAGCCGCCCCAAGCACGCCCGCCGCACCUGCCGACCCCAAUGCCAACUUCAAGCAGGGCUGGUUGAAGGGUGUUUACAACGAGAAGCCCGUCCAGGAAGUCCAGACUCGCUUCCCUCCCGAACCCAAUGGCUACCUCCAUAUCGGUCACGCGAAGGCCAUUACCGUCAACUUUGGUUUCGCCAGAGCCUAUGGCGGCAAGUGCAACCUCCGUUUCGAUGACACCAAUCCGGCCAAGGAGGAGGAGCGCUACUUCACCAGCAUCAAGGACAUGGUCAGCUGGCUUGGUUUCGAGCCCGCCAAGAUUACCUACAGCAGCGAUAACUUCGAUGAACUGUACCGUCUGGCCGAGGAACUGAUCAACCGCAACAAGGCCUACGUCUGCCAUUGUACCGCCGAGGAAGUCCAGAAGGGAAGAGGAGGCUCUGAGCAUGGCCCUCGUUCUGUCUGCAGCCACUGGAGCAGACCCGCUGAAGAGUCGUUGGAGGAGUUCCGCGCCAUGAAGGAUGGAAAAUACAAGGCUGGCCAGGCUGUCCUGCGCAUGAAGCAGUACCUCGGAACAAAGCCCGAGGAGUACGCUAUCACCGAAGAAGACACACCAGAGACCAAGAAGGAGAAAUCGAAGCUGAAGACUCUGGCCGAGAACCCCUCCAUGUGGGAUGUGGCCGCCUACAGAGUCAAGGACCAGAACUACCACCACCGCACCCACUACACCUGGAAAAUCUACCCCACCUACGAGUUCACCCACUGUCUAUGUGAUAGCUUCGAGGGCAUCACUCAUUCCUUGUGCACUGUCGAGUUCGAGACUCUCCGUCCUGCUUAUAACUGGCUUCUGGAGGCUCUUGAUCACAAGGUUCUCGCCUCAGAGGAGAAGGGUCCCAUGCAGCGCGAGUACGGAAGACUCAAUGUUGAGGGUACUAUUCUUUCCAAGCGUAGAAUCCAGAUGCUGCCUGUCGCUGGUGCUCAAUCGAUUCCUCCUGUCGUCCGUGGUUGGGACGACCCUCGUCUCUUCACUCUUGUCGCUCUUCGCCGUCGUGGUGUACCACCUGGUGCUCUGAAGAAGUUCGUUCUCGAUCUUGGUGUGACAAAGGCCAACGCCGACACCAAGAUGCACAUGCUUGAUGCCUCUAUUCGUACUUACCUCGAGCGCACUGUGCCUCGUCUGAUCGUGGUCCUCGACCCCAUCAAGGUCAUCAUCGACAACCUUCCCGAGGACUACCUUGAGGAGCGCGAAGUGCCAUUUGAUCCCAAGGACAAGGAGAAGGGCAUGCACAAGCUCCCGUUCACAAAGACCAUCUACAUCGACCGCGACGACUUCCGCGAGGUCGACGACCCAGACUUCUUCCGUCUCGCCCCUGGAAAGUCUGUUGGUCUUCUCUAUGCCGAGCACCCUCUCCGCUGCAAGUCAUUCACCAAGGGCGAAGACGGUAAGGUCAACGAGAUCCGCGCCGAAUACGGUGCUGAUGUGCCGGCUGGCAAGGCCCGCAUCCACUGGAUCGGUGAGUCGGCAGCACACAAGUCGCCUAUCCGAGCUGAAGCUCGCAUUUUCAACUCGCUCUUCAAGAACCCUCGUCCUAACGAGCUCGACUGGAAGAAGGGUGGCUACUACGACAAUGUCAACCCCGACAGCGAGAUUGUGCACAAGAACGCUAUGAUCGAGGCUGGCUUCUUUGACAUUCAGCAGCGUGCACCCUGGCCUAAGGAGGAGGGUGAGGCCAAGGGUAACACCGGUCCCGAGGCCGUUCGCUUCCAGGGCUUGCGCACCGCCUAUUUCUGCGUCGACAAGGACAGCUCGGCUGAUAACAUCAUCCUCAACCGCAUUGUCAGCUUGAAGGAGGACACUGCUAAGAAAUGA